Molecule: messenger RNA, 2148 nt
Organism: Magallana angulata
Lineage: Eukaryota; Metazoa; Mollusca; Bivalvia; Ostreida; Ostreidae
Exons: 7
Coding region: 522-959 (145 amino acids)
Source: RefSeq, a predicted model, not a curated record
AAAAUUAUUUCACAUUGGACAUUUAAGGUUUAUCAAACUUCGGUGACCUUUUUAACAGGUCAAAAGGUCAUAUUUUUGACGUUGCAUUGUUCAUUGCAUGCGCUUAUGGUUUGACGACUGUAAUAUCACACACAUGAAAAAUAAUAAUUAUAAGUAAUAGCAUAAAUCUAUAUGAUUUGACUUUCUCAAACAAUAAACAGAAUGUUAAAGAGUUUAUCGGGGUAUGAACUUGGUUGGUGGCUAUAUCUUCUCAGAAGCCCUUCGGGCCUCACGGAUUUGAACACGAAAUCAUGCAAGUUCGUAUCCCGUUGAACUUUUUAACAUUUCUGAUUAUUUCUUUGAUAUUACAGAAAUGACGUUUUACUCAUAUGUAGGUUCAUUUAAGGAAAUAUAUUUGCAAAUGUAAAUAUUUAAAGAUAUGUUGUUUAUCAGGGCAUCGUUUGACAUCCGGAGAUAACCCCAAGUAAAAAUGUAUAUCUGUCUGUUAAUCUGGGUCUUUUUUCAUUUACUUAUUUUCCACCAUGACGAUGAGAGCACACUUGAAAUUCAUUGUCCUGCUUUUACUUCCACAAAUAAUUGGAAUGCAAGGAUCUGUAUCAGAUGAUGAAGAAUCCAUGUUUGAUGGUUCUGGCUCUGGCUCUGGCUCUGGCUGCUUCGAGGUGACCGCUGUACCCGGGCUUUGUGACUGUACGGUCCUGUACGACUGCCUGGAGACCAGUUCCCGAUCACAGUGUGAAUCCACUCUUGGGGACUGCUUCACUAGAUUCGACGGAACAGGGGGAUGUGACGGUGAAACAAAUUCUACCAAUAUCUCGAAUAAACCACCAAAUGGUGAAACGAAAUCCACCAACACUUUGAAUAAACCACCAAAUAAUCUUCAUGAUUCAGCAAUUGUUUCCCAAACGUCUUGGUUUGUAGUUGCAGUGAGCGCUUUGGCCGCCUUAGUUGGUUUGCUUUGAGAGCAGCUGACCGUCACUGAAUGACUGUAGUUAAACGGGCCAACCCACUAUUCCAUACAAACCACGAUCGAGAGAGGCAGAGUUGAAAUUUCUAUGAUUCUUCUGUAAUUUUGAUUAGUUAAUAGCUGAAAAUAUAUUCCUUUUUUAUAUACAGUAAAUUCACACUUGGAUUAAAGCUUUACAGGUAAAAUCUUACAGUUACUAUAAUAAAACCAGUUGUAUUGUUGCAUAUUUGCAUUCAAAUGUCCAAUAUUGUUUUCAGUGCCAUGAUUUAAUUUGUGUACAUUAGACUAUUUAAUUAUAUGUAAUAAAUAAAUAUUCUUAUCUUUAUAAUACUUAGAGAAAUAUUUUGCCUUUUAUUGCAACUACAUGUGUACAUAGUGACGGUUUAUGCUUUUCUUGAUAUUGACGUCAAUCCAAUAUGAUGUAUAACCGACUCUCGGACAAGAUAAGGGCGGAUCAGGAACUUUUCCUGGAGUCCAAUCCCAGCUCAAGCAUUUUGAAAAGGCCAAAUUUGGCUCGGCUUGAUAUUUAGAAGACGUUUAUCCAUGCAAGCAUCAAGCCAAUUGGAAUCUCAGUCGAGAUUUGGGCGGUUCCAGGAACUUUUCUAUAUCCUUGUGUAGCAGUAAAUAGGCAGAGAGCAAUGAAACGUAUGACAAAAAUUCUUUAAAUAUUGAAAGCAACCCUCCAAAAAUUCAAAUAUGAAAAUAGAUUUGCGUUGCUUAUUCUAGAUUUGUAAUCUCAGUUGAAUUGAAGGGGUUAACGUUGCUACAAUCCACAGGUUUUUAAAGUGAGCUUUUCUAGUCAGAAUUUAUCCGUUUAGAACUGUCGUGUUUGUUGUCGUAAAACUUUUCUUCUCUCCAGAACCAAUUUGCCAAAGUUGGCAUAAAGCAUCAUGGGGAGAAAGGCUUUUUAUUAAGUCUAAAUGAAGAGCCAUGUUUGAUUUUCAUCAGAACAACCAAAUAGCCUAAUCCAUCCUUUAACGUAAGGGUCUUAUUUUUUUUGGUAGAUUUUUGUUCUCUACAAGGGUUUAAAGUUCAUUAUAGAAAAAAGUAUAAAACAGCACAUACAUUUUCCUUCCGAAAAACAUAAACACGAUAAUUUAUUAUAUAGAGGGGACCAGUUACACUGAAUUUUUAGUGUCAUAGAUGCAUGUCGUUUCGUCUGUAUGUCAGAUUGAGGUUGGGGA